AUGGGCAGACUUGAUCGUUUAGAAUUGGAAAAUUUUAAAUCCUAUAAAGGACACCAAACAAUCGGUCCUUUUUAUAAUUUCACUUCAGUGAUUGGACCAAAUGGUGCUGGUAAAUCGAAUCUUAUGGAUGCCAUUUCAUUUGUUUUGGGUAUUAAAUCUACACAACUACGCUCAUCACAGCUUAGAGAGCUUAUCUAUAAAGGCCGUGCAAUGUACGAUGAUGAUGAGCCAGUAGAGGGUAUGGCUAUCGAAGGACGUACAAAUAAUCCUAGAAGGGCUUGGGUAAUGGCUGUAUAUAAAGAUGAUGAUAACAAUGAGAUAAAAUUUACAAGAGUAAUCACAUCAUCUGGAGUUAGUGAAUAUAAAAUUAAUAAUAAAGUAGUUGCAUACACCAAAUAUAAUUCUACAUUAGUACAACAAAACAUAUUAGUAAAAGCUAGAAAUUUUUUGGUUUUUCAGGGUGAUGUAGAAGCUAUUGCAUCUCAAUCUCCCAAAGAUUUAACUAGAUUAAUUGAACAGAUUAGCACCUCAUUGGAAUUAAAGGACGAUUAUGAGCAAUUAAAGAUUCAACAAGAGCGUGCAACAGAAAAUUCUGCUUUUAAUUUUAAUAAGAAACGUGGCAUCAAUUCAGAAAUUCAAGAGUAUCAAAGACAAAAGGCACAAGCACAACAAUUUGAAAAGUUACAAGAUGAGAAGGCACAAAUUUUAGUUGAAUAUCUUUUAUGGAAAUUAUUUCAUAUUGAAGAAAAUAUUAAUGGUCUUAGAGAUGAUAUAUCAAAGAAUAACGAAGGCAUUUGGGAAAAAGAGAAAGAAAAGAAAAAAUAUGAUGAUGAACUGCAAAAGUCUAAAAUGGAACAAGCUCAAAUCCAUAAAGAACAUUUUACUAUGGAUAGAUCUAUCAAGUCAAAGGAGGGAGAGCUAGAAGAAAAACGUCCUAUCCUAUUAACCUUGGAGGAACAAAUAGCUCACUUAAGGAGAAAGUUAAGUAACUUUGAACAAAACUCUGAAAGAGUUAAAAAGGAUUAUUAUAGACAGAAAAAAAGUGUUGAAGAAUUAGAAGCUGAUUUAGAACAAGUUACUAGGGCAGCUGAAAGAUUUGAAAAUUCUUUAAGAGCUGAAGGCAGCAAUGAAAAGAAAAAUGCAAUGCUCAAUCCGGUGGAGAUUGCAGAAUACAAAAAAAAGAGAGAAGAAGCUAACAGAAGAACUGUUAAUGAAAAACAACAACUAGAAAAUGUUCGUAGGCAAGAAAAAACUUGUCGUGAAUAUACCCAUCGCCUUAAAGAAAAGAUGGAAGAUUUAGAGAGACGACGUAAGCAAUUAGAAGAAGAAAAAACUACAUUGACAGACAACAAAGACAAGGUAUCAACAUAUGUUUCAAAAUUAAAUAAAGAUCUUGAUUCUACUAAAAGAGAGCUUAAUGCAGUAAUAACCGAAAAGGUUUCUAUUAGCCAAAAAGAAUCUCAAUAUAAUCAAGAAUUACAAGAUAUUCUUAACAAAUUGACUGUUGCAAGUGUGGAUCAAAGGGAAUCAGAACGUGAGCAAAAAAUGAAAGAAUCUUUGGAAAGUUUAAAACGAGUAUUUUCUGGUGUACAUGGACGUCUUAUUGAUUUAUUUUCGCCUACUCAGCGUAAAUAUAUAGUUCCUGUGUCAAUUAUUCUUGGAAGAAAUAUGGAUGCAAUUAUUUAUAUGAGAGAACAACGACUUGGCCAUGCAACCUUUAUUCCUCUUGACACAAUUGUAGUCAAACCAAUCAAUGACAAAUACAGAAGUUAUGUAAAAGGUGCAAGGUUGGCAAUUGAUGUCAUUACAUAUAAUGAUAAACUUGAUCACGCUUUUCAAUAUGCAUGUGGAAAUACUUUGGUAUGUGAUACAUUAGAAAUCGCAAAACAUAUAUGCUAUGAGAAAAAUCAACAAAUAAAGGCUGUGACACUUGAUGGCACAAUUAUUCAUAAAAGUGGUUUGAUUACUGGUGGACAUAGUGAUGAUAUUUUAUCUGGUGCUAAAAGAGUUACAGAAAAAAAACGAGCUGAUGAUAUUGACGUAUUAAGACAUCAAAGAGAUGAUUUAUUAUCAAAGUUGAAUGAUUUGAGUAAAUUGAAACGUAGAGGAAAUUACGAAGAGCAAAAGAAAAGCGAGAUUUUAGGUCUAGAAUCAAGAAUUUCAUUAUCAAAAGAAGAUCUGAAUGCGAUAAUUAAAAAAUUGGCAGCAGUAGAAGAAGAGUUAAAGUAUAUAGCGAACAGAGUUGAAGAACUGCAACCGAGAUUAAAACAGUUAGAAGCUGAACUUUCAAAUCUUGGUACUCAAAAUUCUCAACUGCAGAAUUCAAUAAAUAUGAUAGAAGAUGGUAUUUUUAGUGAUUUUUGUAGGAAACAUGAUUUUUCUAAUAUUCGUGAAUAUGAACAUCGUCAAUCACAAAUGGCACAAGAGAUAGCAGAGAAAAGAUUAAGAUAUACUACUCAAAAAUCUCGAUUACAAAAUCAAUUGAAAUUUGAAUCAGAACAAAUGAAAGAAACAAAGGAUAGAUUAAACAAACUUGAACAUACAAUCAAAACAGAAGCUGAAAAGUUGGGGACUUUUGAGACACAAAAAGAACAAUUGCUUAAAGAUAAACAAAGAAUUAAUGAAGAAAUUACAAUAAUGCAAGGGAGAAUGAAUGAAAUCAGAAAUGUGUAUGACUCCAAAACAGAAAUUGUAAAUAAUGUGAAAAAGAAAUUGUCACAAGUAUCAAAAGAAAUAGAAAGAUCUAGUAAAGAAAAUUUCAAUAAGGAAUUGGACAUUGAAAAAUUAGAGGCAGAUAAAUUUUCAAUAUUUCGAAAAUGUAAAUUAGAAGAAAUACAUUUGCCACUUUUAGUAGGAUCUCUUCAUGAUAUACCUAUUGAAGAGACUGUAGCUGGACCAAGUACCGCACCUGUUUUUGGUUGGAAUGUCCAAGUGAACUAUGAUAGUUUGAAAAGUGAAUUAAAAGAGAAUGAUGAUGAUGAUAAACUAACAAUUACAAAAGAAUUUGAAAAAAAGCUUGAUGAAAAGGCAGCAAAGAUGGAAGAAAUAGCUCCAAAUUUAAAAGCAAUUGAAAGAUUAGAUAGUAUAGAACAACGUUUACAAGAUACUGAAAAAGAAUUUGAUACAGCAUAUAAUCAUCUUGCAGAAAUUAUUGAUCGAAUUUACAAGGAUCUUACAAAAGAUAAUGUCCAAGAUGGAGGGGCAGCAUAUCUCAACCUGGAAGAUACAGAAGAACCAUAUUUGUAUGGUAUAAAAUAUCAUGCAAUGCCACCAAUGAAACGUUUUAGAGAUAUGGAACAGUUAUCUGGGGGCGAAAAGACUUUGGCAGCUUUAGCAUUGUUAUUUGCUAUACAUAGCUAUAAGCCAUCGCCAUUUUUUGUACUUGAUGAAGUUGAUGCAGCAUUAGAUAAUGCAAAUGUUGGGAAAAUAGCAAAUUAUAUUAAGGAGCACGCAAGUGACAAAUUCCAGUUUAUUGUAAUAUCUCUUAAGAGUACUUUAUAUGAAAAAGCAGAAGCACUUGUAGGAAUUUAUAGAGAUCAGGAUUAUAACAGUAGCAAGACAUUAACAUUACAACUUGAUAAGUAUCUAGAAGAAUAA
Molecule: messenger RNA, 3597 nt
Organism: Entrophospora candida
Lineage: Eukaryota; Fungi; Glomeromycota; Glomeromycetes; Entrophosporales; Entrophosporaceae
Source: the annotation of a GenBank genome assembly